GUGCCUCUCGUAUGGUAACGCAGCAAGCAAAGCUAGAUAAACAAUGGGCUCCAGUUAACAAGCUUGUUGUAGGCCUCAAAUCUCUCCAUCAACCCACCACGAGCUCUGAUUAUGGCGGCCCAUACAAUGGCGUCAAGCUCCGCGCAUGAUGCGAAAAAGACCCCAAAGCCACUUCGCAAACGAACUGAAAACACAGCCUAUCACAUGCCUGGCCCGAUGGCUCCAAGAUUCAUCAUCUGUGACCGACAUGGACCUCCUCUUGAGUCUACCUUGAUUCCUCUCGCACGGGCUUUGAUUCUGUUCGACCUUCUACUUGCCAAGCGAGUUCAAAAAUUUCACCAAAAAGGUGCUUUGUCUGCAGAUGAGAUACGCAAAGCCAAAGCUCGUCGUUGGAUAGAUGAUUAUAAUGAUAUCAAUCAGCAGUGGAAAGACAUCGAUUCAGGUCAAUGUAACUUCAGUGAGCUGUACUUGAAAGGCAAUGGCUUCAUUCCCAUUUGGAAAGAAGGUAUGCGCAUCAUUAGAGAGGUGCUCAAGAGUAACCAAGUUUCCAGCAAUCAGUCUCGGAAGCGAGUUGAAUACGCGCGUAUUCUGGGAGAAUACGAGAGUCAAGCAGAUAACCUGCAGACUCAGAUAGCUGAUAUUGCUCACCGAGGUCUUUUCGAUCCAGACUUUCUCAAUCCAAUCCAAGAGCGCUGGAUGCGGCUGGAUGAAACUCUUGAGUUGCAUUACCACAUGUGUAACCUUUGCGUCGACGAAGACGAACCCCGUGUUUGUCAGCGUUCACUCAAAUGGCCAGAAGUUCGAAGCUUAAUACAAGUGGAUGAUGCAGGCACAAAACGUGACCACAGGCUCGGUCAAACCCAACUUGCUAGCAGACCGAGGAAGGCAACUGAGCCUGAUACGACAGCCGGAUCUAAGAUAGCCAACGCUUUCACUCUGUGGCUAGUAGUCUUCAGCUGUGCUGUGGCUCCUGCUGCAUUGUUCGCUCUUGGUUACUCCCGUUCACUCCAUCUCCAAGGAACAGCCGACGACGCAGACUUCUGGUUCCUUGUACAAGCCACAUUGGUGCAAGCCCAAGGGCUAGUCGUUUCUGCGCUUCUUGAACGAAAGCGUGGCCGCCUUCCAAAAUGGCGCUGGGCAUUUCCGGCUGCGAUUGCAGCAGCUUGUUCUAUCGCGGCGAUUCCCCUUUAUUUGACCGUACCAAAAGAGUGGAGCGCCUUUGUCUCUCUGGUUGCUGGAAUAACUCAGUCCUUUAUGAUAUUACAAUUGUUUCUUUUCUAA
Boeremia exigua is the source of this 1281-nucleotide messenger RNA. RefSeq lists its product as uncharacterized. The coding region runs from base 112 to 1281 and encodes 389 amino acids. The transcript has 3 exons. The record is from RefSeq and is a predicted model, not a curated record. NCBI's taxonomy places the organism in Eukaryota, Fungi, Ascomycota, Dothideomycetes, Pleosporales, Didymellaceae.